AUGAACAGCACUAUCAAUUGCGCAGAGUUUGCCAACAGACGAGAUGAUCAAGUGUACUUCCAAAGCGUGCGAGAGGCUAGUGAAAACUGGAACGAAACUAUUGACCUCUGCGCGAAGGAAGUCUGCGGAGCCUUGUUCGGCGGGAGUGGAAAUGCCGAUAUAUCAGGCGUCGGAGUGUUGAUCGGCUACUUCGCACAGAAUGUUAUCGGGUUUGUCUUGACCGCCGUUAUCUUUACAUACUUCCUGGAAAAUCCGCCUAGUUCUCGGUCUAGAAGGUGGACGAAACACAUCACCUAUGUCAAGGGAGCUCUAGAAACGUACCAGAGCUGUUCGAUCUUUUUCAGUGCCUCGAUCCAACUCGUUACUGUGAUAUUUCAUGCGAGGAAGGACUUUGGCGGAGGAAUUAAGAACAUGACGAUCAUAAGUGGCCACGAGAUUGAGAUUGGCUGGAGCUUCCGCAGCAACUGGGUCACUGAUAACCAAGGGAAAUACACUGCGACCAUCACCUCUCCCACCGGCAUUCCAUCAGACCCCCCACUCGCCUCCCAUGGAGAAGACCAAGCAAAGGAACUUGCUGCUCACCUGGUCAAACUAGACCCCAAGAUCGACAGGAUAUACAGCAGUCCUUUCUACCGGUGUCUUCAGACCAUCACCCCGAUCUCUGACUUGCUCAACCUCCCAGUUCUGGCUGAAAAUGGCAUUGGGGAAUGGUAUGGAACAGCCCGCUUCGAUCAUCCUUCCCCCGCUUCACCUGAGCUCCUCCACAAGUUCUUCCCCCGUCUCCAGGUUUCAUACAACCCUACCAUCAUCCCAUCCAGCAAGGGGGAGACGCUCGUCGAGAUCCACAACCGCACCGCAUAUGCGCUCGCCAAGAUCAUCGCCUCGAUCGACAAGCAAUGGGCUGAAGAAAGUACAGGUCCCAAGUGCAUCCUCCUGUGCACCCACGCGGCCACCAACAUUGCCGCCGGUCGUGCCCUUACAGGUGACCAAAACCUCGACGUCAAGACGGGCACGUGCUCACUCGGAAUCUACCGCCGCCGCAAACCCCCAGUGACCCCACUGCUUCCGAACCCCUCCGACAACGACCCAAUCCCCGACACCAACUGGCGCAACGGCAACGGUGUUGGCGGCGGCUGGGACAUUCUCGUCAACGGAGACUGCUCCUUCCUCCGCGACGGCGAGGAGAGGAAUUGGUGGUUCUCCGGGGACGAGGCGUGGGACUUUGAUGUCAUCAGGACCCCGCCGGAUUUCGGGGGCCCGGGAACGGUACCCACGCCCGGGAGGAUGGAGGAUAAUAUCAAGGAAGUCGAGGCCAAGAUCUAA
Messenger RNA from Morchella sextelata, 1323 nucleotides. RefSeq lists its product as uncharacterized. The coding region runs from base 1 to 1323 and encodes 440 amino acids. NCBI's taxonomy places the organism in Eukaryota, Fungi, Ascomycota, Pezizomycetes, Pezizales, Morchellaceae. The record is from RefSeq and is a predicted model, not a curated record. The transcript is spliced from 6 exons.